This is a messenger RNA of Andrographis paniculata, 1070 nucleotides long. RefSeq names its product leucine-rich repeat protein 2-like. The coding region runs from base 98 to 727 and encodes 209 amino acids. Lineage: Eukaryota; Viridiplantae; Streptophyta; Magnoliopsida; Lamiales; Acanthaceae. The record is from RefSeq and is a predicted model, not a curated record. The transcript has 7 exons. Gene Ontology annotation, molecular function: protein binding.
CCCCACCCCACCCCCUACCCACGCACCCACCUUCCUCUCUUCUUAUUUCCAUUCCCUACUUGCACUUUUUCCAGUCCAUUCUCUCUCUCUCUAAAAGAUGGGGUUAUGGCCGUCCUUGUUCUUCUUCCUGUUCUUCUUCUCCCCGUCGCUCGCCACAAACUCUGAAGGAAAUGCAUUACAUGCUUUGAGAACGAGGCUUUCGGACCCCAUGAAUGUCCUGCAGAGCUGGGAUCCAACUCUUGUCAAUCCUUGUACCUGGUUCCAUGUCACCUGCGAUUCCGACAACCAUGUCGUCCGAUUGGAUUUGGGGAACGCCAACGUUUCCGGAACCUUAGGCCCGGAGCUCGGCGAGCUGAAGCACCUCCAGUAUCUGGAACUUUACAAAAACAACAUUGGAGGGAAAAUCCCGAAGGAGUUGGGCGCGUUGGAGAAACUUAAUAGCAUGGAUUUGUAUGGAAACAAAUUGGAAGGAGAGAUACCUAAGUCUUUUGCCAAUUUGAAAUCCCUUAGAUUUUUACGGUUGAAUGAUAACAAGCUGACAGGUUCAAUCCCGAGGGAACUCACGACUCUAUCAAAUCUUAAAGUCUUUGAUGUGUCGAACAAUGAGCUUUGUGGGACAAUACCGGUCGAUGGUCCAUUCGCAACUUUCCCAAUGGCAAGUUAUGAGAAGAACAAGCUGAACGGACCUGAGUUGAAAGGGUUGGCGCCCUACGACUUCGGAUGCUAAGCGAGCUUACAAAUAAUUAAAUACGAUAUCGAGACAUCAUCGACCGGUUUGUGUAUGUAUCAUGUAUGUACGAGGAGGAGGAUAGGUGAUGUAAUUGCUAUGGUUAAUUAAUUAUAUAUUGCAUAAUAGGAAUAGUAGUAGUAGUAGUAGUAGUAGUAGUAGUAGUAGGACAAUGCCUAAUAUAUAUACUUUGCUACUACAUUGGAGAUAGACAAGAUAUGCAUAAUAUAUAUAUAUAUAUAUAUACAUAUAUUUUGUCUUAAGUGAUCUAUGAGUAUUGUAUUGUGUUGUCUUGUGUUGUGAUGGUAAGGAAAUGUGAGGAUGUGAGACCGAAUUUCAGAGA